This is a messenger RNA of Chenopodium quinoa (quinoa), 5293 nucleotides long. Its product is annotated as putative disease resistance protein RGA3. Bases 1162 to 3534 code for a protein of 790 amino acids. Gene Ontology annotation, biological process: defense response to other organism. The transcript has 3 exons. NCBI's taxonomy places the organism in Eukaryota, Viridiplantae, Streptophyta, Magnoliopsida, Caryophyllales, Amaranthaceae. The record is from RefSeq and is a predicted model, not a curated record. Gene Ontology annotation, molecular function: ADP binding.
GCCUCGAGCCCAACCCAGCCUUCCACUGUUCCACAUAAAGAGAGGUAUCACAGUUUAUUUUGAUCACCUUGCUGCUAGGCGCAAUCCACUUCUUGGGGCUGUUUUUUCUCAACAAAAAUAAUUCAAUGUUAGUAAAAAUAAUUCCAGUUUAAUAUAAUAAGGUGAACUAAAACAAUAACGUAAUAAUGAAAAAGUAAAACAUUUUACUAAUAGAAUAGGAGGCCAAAAUUAUUGAUAUCAAGAAUCUGGUAAGCGUAGAAAAUUCAAUGGGUUACAAACAUUGUGAGCAGUACGUCCUUUUAGCACAUGGGAAGAAGCCCUACAUAGUACUUUGAUAAGUCUUCUUAUAGACAUAUACCACAUACAUACUUUGAUCAAUUAAAGAUAAGUCCAUAAGAAUACAAGGUGAGAAUACAAGAUCGAUAAGUCUUAGUUGUCUAUCUUGAACAAGGAUAAGUCUUUAUUUCUCUUAUAUUUAUUGGUCGCUUUACUAUUGUGCUUGAAAAAAUUGAGAGUGCUUUCCACCUCAAUUCAAUCUUUUUUUGCAGUAAAAAUAUAUACACUAUUUGCUUUGUUUGAAUUUGUUGAGAAACAUGAACGCCAUAGUGGAAAAUGCGGUAGGUGGACUUCUAGCCAGCGAAGCUCAUGGAGUGAUUGGAAUAGUGUUGUCACGUAUCAACGCCGAAAUCAAGCUAGCUUGGGGAUUUAAGAAAGAGUUAGAGGAGCUUCAAGUACAACUCAGUACAGUAAUGGAGAUGUUACAAGGUGCUUGUUCCCAGGCAAUCACCAAUUCACUGAUGGAUGAUUGGCUCAAAAAAAUCAAAGAUGCUGCCUACGAUGCUGACGACUUGUUGGACGAAUGGUCCUAUGAAGCUCUAGAGGCCAGAAUCCGGAUACGAAAGAGGGACAAGUUUAUACGCGGAGUCUCUAAGCCCUUUUACAGCUUACGUAUGGGUCACAAAGAAAGGGACUUGACAAAAUUGAUCAGCAACAUCUACAGUGAUGGUUACAAGCUUGGCAUCAAACCUAUCGGUGUUGCUGCAGGUGAGAUUUACAACAAUCAACACUCUCAUCAAAUUGAAGAUCAAGAGACAAGGCUUUGUAACAUGCGACACUAUGUGGAUGAAAAGUUACUCAUAGGAAGGGAUGAGGAGCUAGCACAUGCACCUUGUUAAGUUAUUAUGUGAUUCCAACACCAACAACUUAUCAACUCUCACUGUGAUAGGCAUUGUGGGCAUGGCAGGUUUGGGAAAGACGAUAUUGUGUAAACGCAUUUCCAAGGUACAUAAGGUGACAAAAUUCUUCAACUCCAUGGUUAUUUGGCUUGUCAUCUCUUCUAGUUUUGAUCUGCUAGAUAUUUUAAAUAGAAUGGUGGAGAUAGUUUUGAAAGAUUCUUCAAACAUGAGAGAUAGACAGGCACUGAUAUUAAGGCUUCAUGAAAAGUUGAAGAAAAAGAAGUAUUUACUCAUAUUGGAUGACGUAUGGGAUACAAUUGAUUGGGAUUCCCUGAAAUCUACGCUAGAGGAAAUUGGUGGAUCACGUGUUAAUAAUGUAUUAGUGACUUCACGUGACAAAUUUGCGGUAGAAAAAAUGGAAACAACUGGUUAUGAUAAAAUAACCAUUAGAAAGCCCUCAAUUUAUAUGUUGCAGGGAUUGAGUGAAUGUGACAGUUGGUCUCUUCUUAUGAAGAGAAUAGGUGAUGAUAAUCUUGGCAGUGAGAAAGAGUUGAUUGCAAGGAGGAUGAUGAAGAACUGUGGAGGCGUUCCUCUAGCCAUAAAAGCACUAGGAAACUUGCUAAGGGAUAAAGAUAUAGAGAUAUGGAAGGAGUUUGAGAAGAGUCAUUUGUGGACGAAUAAAGAUAAUAAUGGCAUUUUACCUUCCUUGAGAUUAAGUUAUGACUACUUACCAUGCACGGCUUUGAAAAAAUGCUUUGCUUAUUGUGCCAUUUUCGAAGAAGAUGAUAUCAUUGAAAAGCAAAAGUUGAUAUGCAUGUGGAUGACACAAGGCUUCUUGCACCCGUAUGUUGAAAUGGAGGCUAAAGGUGAAGAAUAUAUUGAGCAUUUGUUGAAUAGUUCCCUUUUCCAAGAGCCAAAGAUGGAUGAAUUUGGCAAAGUGAAGACAUUUAAGAUGCAUGAUCUAGUAUUGUCUCUUGCACGUUUUAUUUCAAAGGGAGAGUGCUGGUUUUCAGAUGAAGAUGAAAUGUCAAAUGAGGUUCGACACUUGAUAGUUCCUAAACAUUCUAAAAACAAAGAGCUCACUCUCACAUCUUCUACAAAAAGGUUGAGAACAUGCUUGCUUUACAAUAAGAAACUUGAAGGUCCUAGCUUACAUGUUUUGUUAAAAAACAACCCCUUAAGGGUGUUAGAUAUAGGACAAAAUUGGAGUGAGGAUUUUGAUUGGGAGCUGUUGGGUAGGUUAAAACAUUUGAGGUACUUUGGAAGUAGUGUUAGCCAUGGUUUGGGUUUCAUCGCCAAACUUUACCAGUUGCAAAUACUAUGUGUAUAUAGCCAUAAUCAAUUAGUAACAGACCCAAAUAAGAGUAUUUUUCCAAAAGAAAUAGGUAAUUUAGUAAAUUUAAGGCACAUCCUCUAUGUUAAUGACAUUGGUGUACCUUUACAAACUUUACCGUCCAUAAAUUUAGGGAAAAAAUGGGGUUGGAGAUUUGGUGAACUAGGGUCGUUGAAUAAUCUUAGGGGUACAUUGAAACUCUACAAUUUACAUAAUUUAAGUGGUGAAGAAGAAGCUCGCAGCCUACUUCUAGACAACAAGUCAUAUCUUAGCAGUUUAGUUUUCAAUUGGGUUCAUAACUUGAAAAUAAAAAAGGAAACCAAUGAUAAUGAAAUUCUAGAAGCCCUGCAACCUAAUGUCAAUUUGAAAAUGUUUGAGAUCUUGAAUUAUUGCGGUACUACAUUUCCAAAAUGGCUAAUUGAAGGAGGUUCCUCACAUCCCAACCUCGUCUCCCUGAAGAUUUAUGGGUGUGAAGCUGAGGGAAAUCUGAAAUUGGAGAACUUGAGAUGUCUUCGUUUCUUAACAAUACAACAUUGCAAGAAGCUGAUUAUUGAAUUACCUGAGGAAGGGUUUCGAUGUCGCGAAUCUUUGGAAGAAAUAAUGGUGGUAGAUGGUUGUUACUACUUCAGAAAUCCAGUAGGGUUGGGCAGCCUUCCUCGUUUAAGGGAACUGUGCACUGAUGUAAUACAACUAGUUACAGACUUGGAUAGAAAAAGUCCAGUUUGCAAAUCUCUUGAAAAAUUAAAAUUGAUAGGUGAUAAGACUGAUAACUGUUCUACGAAUGAACUUCCCGAUCAGCUCCAACAUUUAAAGGCACUCCAAUGUUUGGCAAUUGAAAAAUUCUCAAAUAUGAACAGUAUACCCAACUGGUUGGGGAAAUUGACAUCUCUCAGAGAGCUGUCUCUCUUAAGCUUGCCCAGUUUGAAGUAUCUCCCUUCUUUUUUGACAAGAAAGUAUUUUCCUAAUGUGUUUCAUGAGAAGUCAUCAUGUUGGGUGAGACAUGGGGAGACUUGGAGUGAAUCCUGAUGGGUUUUAUGACAAAAGGAUAAUUUUCAAAAAACCACCCAAAAAUGUGUUGAAUUUCUAACUAACCAUCCAAAAAAAAAUUUAUUUUAAAAUACCACCCAUUAAAUUAAUUUUUUGCUCAGAUUCCCAUCCAAUUUGAAAAUCCGGUGGUUUUUUAGCUUGUGGGGCCCACAUAACGGCUAGUUUAUGCUUUUAUUUGUUUUCUUCCCCCGAUUUUUCCUAUAAAAGUGUAUUCCUUAUUCAAUUUUUGCAAUUAGAAGCAAGCUUAAUUUUGUGUAAUUUGGGGAAAAUUUUUGUUUAGGAGCAAAAGUUGAAUAAGGAAUACACUUUUAUAGGAAAAAUCGGGGGAAGAAAACAAAUAAAAGCAUAAACUAGCCGUUAUGUGGGCCCCACAAGCUAAAAAACCACCGGAUUUUCAAAUUGGGUGGGAAUCUGAGCAAAAAAUUAAUUUAAUGGGUGGUAUUUUAAAAUAAUUUUUUUUUUGGGUGGUUAGUUAGAAAUUCAACACAUUUUUGGGUGGUUUUUUAAAAAUUUUCCUAUGACAAAAGCAGGCGUUACAUAGACGAGUCCUCAUGGAAAAAUUGUUUCAUCAGGUAUCAGGUAUGUUACCAAUUACGUUCUCUUUUUAUGUUUUAAGAAUGAGAAAAAAUCUUAGCAUGUAAAUUAAUCCAACAAAAUGAUCAAAUUUCAUUAGCGUAAAAUUAUGCACAUUUAUCAAAAAAAAAAAAGUGCACUAUUAAUUUAAAAGUUGUGCACGUUUAUUUUACACUUAUAGUUGACUUUUACACUAUUUACAUAUCUCACUUUGACUAGCUAUGGUGAUUUAUAGGUUAUAAAAAUUAUAGUUAUGUAAAAUAUAGUUAUACUUGUCUCAAUCUAAUAUCAAAAUUUUGUAAUUUUUACACAUUGGUAAUUAAAGAUAAUAAAGAUCAAUAUAUAUUGGAAGUGUUUGCAAAUGUUAAGAAAUAGAGGAAGUAUAUGAUAUUUUUUUCACCUUUUUUCCUCCACAACAUCUCUCUAGCUUCCUUAUUUUAUUUCAUUUUGUAUUUUUUUACAUUUUUGAACCAUUUAUGCAAAUUAUAACAUAUAGUAUUUUCCGUUUUUUUUUUAAAAAAAAAAAACAUAAAGUGUUUUUGUUUUUUAGCUAUUAAAUUUCUCGCGUGGCUCUUUAAAUAACGAAAAAAAAAAACAUUUCCGUCUAUAAGUCCAUUCCAGGUUUAGAAUAUUCCCUUUAUUGCAUGCAUUUCUACAUCCUGCAGAAAUUUCAUCAAAUUUGAUUAGCCUUUGUUUGGAUUAAAUAUCGCAGAAUCAUAUUAUUACUGUUAUAUCUGCUCUCGUUUUACAGGGUGGUUUUUCCAGAUCAAAUAUUGGACCACAAUAUUCUGGAAGAGAAGGAGAAAAUUGCUAUUGACCAAUUGAGGAAGCGUAUGAGGUUUUUUUUUUAAAAAAAAAAUAUAAUAUAAUGUGAUUCUAGCCGGAAAUACUAAUGUGGUAGUGCUACCCUAACUUUUAAAUUUUUUGUGGUAGUUGUUUUUAAAAAAAAUUUAAAAGAUAGUUGUUUUCAAAAUAGAGGCUAUAAUUGGUAGUUGUUGACAAAAUUAGCUAGUUUUAACUUUUUAUCUAGCCUUUUAGAAUGCAUGAUAAUUGAUAAUUGGUACUCUGUAAGUAUUAUCUUGGGAUUGAUCAGAUUUAUAGAAUUACUAGUUUUGUACCCGUGCGAUGCCCAGGUUGCUUAUUGAAUUUUAAGAUAAAUUUUUAA